AUGGGUCUUGGCUCAUCUGCUCGAAAUAACUUCUUAAGUUCUAAAUCAUCGAUCGUUGUUCGUGGUCGUAAGUAUCGUAUAUUAGAUACAAUCGGUCAAGGUGGCGAAGCAACUGUAUAUCGGUGUCAAGAUAAAAGUGGUUUUCAACAUGCUGUCAAAGUGUUUUAUUUUUCACAGUUCUCACCUGCUCAAGUACGUCACCGAAUUGAUGGAUUUAACAAAGAAGCACGUAUUUUGACCUAUCUAAGGGGACGUUCACCACAUUUUAUUCAUUUGGUUGAUUAUGAAUAUCGACCUAAAGAAAAUAUUGGUUAUAUGAUUAUGGAAUUAGGUCAUGGAAGUUUAAGACAAUAUAUGCAAGGAAUGCCAUUGAAUGAACCACUUCGACAAACGUAUUGGCAACAGAUUGUCAACAUUUUGACAGCUCUUCAAGAUGCAAGAGUUGUACAUGCUGAUAUCAAACCUGAAAAUUUAAUUCUAGUAAAUGGUAUUCUCAAAAUAACUGAUCUAAGUCUUGCUUUUCGAUUAAAUUCGCCAAACGCAGCUGUUCGACAGCCAAUGAUUCGUGGCACUAUAGAUUACAUGGCACCUGAAGUUUUUUCACAUAAAACAAGUUUCAAAUCGGAUGUAUGGUCAGCAGGUGUUAUCCUCUAUGAAAUGACUUAUGGUCGUCCUCCAUAUUUUGGUCUUUUUGAUCGGCAUGAAAAAAUGGAAGUCAUUGCAAGAAUGACACCUAUAAAUUUUCCUCCCUUGGACGAUUUAUAUUUACUUGAUAUAAUGCAACAGUGUCUCAUUUUGGAUGCUCGUUUUAGACCGAGUGCAUAUCAUUUACUAAAUCAUCCAUAUACAAGCAUGUAA
Molecule: messenger RNA, 858 nt
Organism: Rotaria sp. Silwood2
Lineage: Eukaryota; Metazoa; Rotifera; Eurotatoria; Philodinida; Philodinidae
Source: the annotation of a GenBank genome assembly